AUGCCACCGGUGAUUAUCGUUGGAUGUGGAAUCAGGGACGCGGCCAAGUAUGGGCGGGUAGGUCUGCACUUGUUGGACACGACAUUCUUCAGCCACGCAAGGUUUGACGCCCGUCUUCUCAAGCACGAACUCGGUGCCGACAGCGGCCACAGUGCAGUGCGAAGGACCCUGAAUCACUGCCAUUCAUUCUUCCAGAACGCGAGGAAUCUGGGAACACACGUCGCAUCUAAAUUUUACCACCGGCGGCGACACACGAGAGGAGAGGGAGGACACAUGGACAUGUCUAUGGGGGCCAUGUCCGCCAACGGGUGCCAGAGCGUGAUGGAAAGGGUGCUGACGCUGUUGGAGGCGCUGGAAGAGGAUGACGUCGAUUCCAAAGAUUUCGGCGUCUUCAGCUUGGCUACGCACUGGCACAACGGAGACACCCUGCACCCCGAGGAAUUCUUCGGACUGGUUGGCGAGACCACCUGCUUAAGACCGAGCGUCGGAAGAAUGAUGAUCCAGCUCCCGACAAUGGGAAAGCAGCCGGAGUCCGCCGUAGAAUCUUUGUCGGCAGUUUGCAUGGAACACGGCAUAGAGGGCGCACAAGUUGUGCGGUGCCAAGGUGUACUAUUCGACACAACACGCGAAGAAACCAGGCUGGCGUUUUUCGGGCUGCAUAAUGUUGACGCCAACGCCCAUCGGACCGCCCAGGACAUGCUGGCCAUCGCGCACGUCAUCGAGCUUAGAUUCACUCUGGACGCCAUGUGCCUCUAUGAGCUAGCUAACGAUCAUUGGACCACGAAAACGCUACAACGCGAGACGUUCCGACCGGUUAGCAUGACAAAAAUGUCCAAGGAGGGAGAAGUGUCUUCCAACAGGGACAUCAGGAGAAUGCUGGACGAGAGACCUCGCCGGCUCAGCGGGGGAUCGAACACCCCCUCCGAUGCCAGCAGCACGACCGAUGAAGACCGUGACGUUUAGUUCAUCCGAGUGGACAAGGGGCUGAAGAUGAAGACGAAGGAACUCGAGGGUGGAGGACGAACUCCGCCUCCCUAUCUCUGGCGCAUGGUUCGUGGCAGGCCCUGCCGCUGGCGCCGUACCUGCCACCGGUUCUUCUA
Messenger RNA from Ectocarpus sp. CCAP 1310/34, 1100 nucleotides. The record is from the annotation of a GenBank genome assembly. NCBI's taxonomy places the organism in Eukaryota, Phaeophyceae, Ectocarpales, Ectocarpaceae.